UGAAUCCGGCACCAGUACAUUUUUGCUCAAUCGAGUUCUUCGUCGACAAUGUCACAAAGAAGACAGGAAAUGCCUAUGCCUGGCUACCCUCAGGAGGGUCAGUACUCGCAAAGAAUGCCUCAACCUCAAGAUUAUUCAAACUAUAGUGUGUCACCCCCUGUCGACGAAUUCAACAGGCUUGAGGUCAAUGAGCACAGUCACCACCGCCCUCACCACCCUGGCCAAGAAUCGCACGCGCACCAUUUCCCAACCGAGACCCAGCGUCAGACAGAACAGCAGCAUGAGGCUCUUCAGCACCAUCCUAGCAACGUAGUCAUCGGACCUCUACUUCGAUAUGAUCGUAUCGAUCACGUUGCAAAGGUAUGGCGAGGUUCGUGUCUCAUUGUAUCGGAUGACACUAGCCCCCCGGUUAUGAGUCUUCAUAUUGGCUCAGAAAGAGGUGCUUCUAGGACUCUGCACGCCCACCCAGAUCUCUUGGAUGUGUACCGAAAUGAAUUUCACUUUUGGCGUUUCCCUCUGGAAAUCCCGUUGGCGGAGCAUGACCAAACCGUGGUUUACACUGCCACUUGCUUCGUGACUAGAAUGAACUUCACAUUUCAUCUACCAGCGGUUCAAGACAAUAUGCGGUUCAUGUUCUACUCUUGCAAUGGUUUCGCUGAUGUUUCUAAACCACUUCAGAAAGAGCUUGGCGCUCCCAAUCACCCAUUGUGGCAGGACGUCCUCGACAAACACGCGACUAUGCCAUUUCAUGUUCUGAUUGGAGGCGGCGAUCAGCUGUAUUCAGAUGAUAUGAUUGAGGAAGAGUUUAUGAAACCGUGGAUUACCGAGACGGAUAUUCCAAAGCGAAUGGCUUUACCUCGCAGCAUGUUUGAGGAACCAAUGGAAGCAUUUUAUUUCAACAACUAUGUUAAUUGCUUUGGGCCAAAGGGAAAUCCAUUGGUGGCAGAAGCCUUUGCCUCUAUACCUUCGGUGAAUAUGUGGGAUGAUCACGAUAUCAUAGAUGGCUACGGCAGUUACCCUAAUGACAUGCAGAAUACUGAACUCUUUCAAGUGUUGUUUGCCAAUGCAGUUCGCUUCUACCUUCUUUUGCAACACCACACUACCCUUAAGCGAACUGAAGCGGAUGGCCUGAUUCGUGGUACACUACCCACUUGCAACAGCGUUCUUACCAACCUGGGACCUCAGGUCUCAUUACUGUGUCUGGAUGCUAGAGGAGAAAGAACAAAAUACGACAUUUGUCGACCAGAAACAUACCACCGUAUAUUUGAAUGUUUGUACCGCAUGGUCCCGCCUACCACCCGACAUUUAAUCGUGGUGACCGGCGUACCUAUCAUCUAUCCUCGUCUGACAUUAUUCGAAAGCGCCAUGGGUGGAAUCAGGGAUUUCAACCUCGCUACUUUAGUAGGCAAGACUGGAGCACUCGGUGAUAUUAUUAAUGGACAAUUGAAUAAUUGGAACGGUGACCCUGAACUAUUGGACGACAUGAAUGAUCACUGGGGAGCUGCUGGUCAUGAGUCCGAACGUAAAUUAUUUAUCGAAAGACUUCAAAAGUUUGCAAAGCAUCGAUCGAUUCGUGUGUCUUUUAUUGCCGGAGAUGUUCAUUGUUGUGCGGCUGGCAAGUUAUACUCAAAGGAUAUGAGAGAGAAGGAAGAAGGCGAUCCGCAUCUUAUGAUGCAAGUGGUCUCCAGUGCUAUCGUUAAUGCACCUCCUCCACAAGCUUUACUCACGUAUUUGGGGCAAAAUGCUAGUCCUGUAUCUUUCAACGGCAAUACGGAAGAAAAGAUGUUCAAUAUCUUCAAGAUGUCACCUAAUGGCAAUUCUCGCACCAAUCAAAAAUUGAUGGGUCGAAGAAAUUAUUGUGCUGGCUAUUUUGACAAGGAAGGCAGCAACAAAUUAUGCUUUUGGAUUCAAGCUGAAAUUGAUCCUGGUGAAAAGCACACCGCUGGUUAUCUUUUGGCAGUUCCUCAACUUUUAUUUGGACCUGCUGGACUCCAGCAUCUUGCUUACCAUUAUUAGUUUCUUCCUCUGCUUAUUGUCUAUAUGUCUUAUGAAUUGGAAAAAAUACAUCUUUUUGGCUUUCUUCACACUGCCCUGAGAUUUUACCCCACCUGAGUUUUAACCCAUAGCCGGCCUUUCACGUGAAAUCCCAACAUAGCAAAUUACCCACUCGUUCC
This is a messenger RNA of Umbelopsis ramanniana AG, 2174 nucleotides long. RefSeq lists its product as uncharacterized. NCBI's taxonomy places the organism in Eukaryota, Fungi, Mucoromycota, Umbelopsidomycetes, Umbelopsidales, Umbelopsidaceae. The record is from RefSeq and is a predicted model, not a curated record. Gene Ontology annotation, cellular component: membrane. The transcript is spliced from 6 exons. The coding region runs from base 49 to 2016 and encodes 655 amino acids.